Molecule: messenger RNA, 7689 nt
Organism: Ictalurus punctatus (channel catfish)
Lineage: Eukaryota; Metazoa; Chordata; Actinopteri; Siluriformes; Ictaluridae
Gene: kcnc3a
Product: potassium voltage-gated channel, Shaw-related subfamily, member 3a
Exons: 6
Coding region: 218-2377 (719 amino acids)
Biological process (GO): potassium ion transmembrane transport; protein homooligomerization
Cellular component (GO): axon; voltage-gated potassium channel complex; neuronal cell body membrane
Molecular function (GO): protein binding; delayed rectifier potassium channel activity
Source: RefSeq, a predicted model, not a curated record
GCACAGGUUGCACAAUCCCUCUUGUGUGCUGUAAAAUGUUUUUGGCGCGUGUCGUGAUCUCGUGCACAGGUUGCACAAUCCCUCUUGUUAAGCUGUGCCCCAAUGACAGUGUUUUUCAUGCAACAAGUAGACUGUUUCCGCACUCCUAAAAAUAAAGGCGCUCGAAAAGGUUCUCUAGAGUGAUGCUGAGAUUCUUAAAGAUCCUUUCGGUUAAUGGAUGUUCAACCACAGAGAACCCAGUAACCCUGCCAUAAACGUUGCCAUUUUGUUGAAGAAAAGGAUUGUUCGGUUUUAUGGCAUCACUUUAGAGAAUACAUUUCCUGGGUUCCUAAAGAACAUUUUGGCUCCUCCCCCUCCCCGUCUUUCUCUCCCCGCCCCCUCCACCUCCUCCUCUAUGCUCAGCUCGGUGUGCGUCUCCUCUUUCAGAGGGCGCAAGGGUGGCAGCAAGUCGUGCGCCAAAGCAUGCGCGAGCGCCGACAUGACUUGCCCGUCGGACAGCGAGCGCAUCGUGAUCAACUGCGGCGGCGUGCGGCACGAGACCUACCGCAGCACGCUCCGCACGCUACCCGGCACGCGCCUCUCCUGGCUCACUGAGCCCGAUGCAUGCAGUAACUUCGACUACGACCCCAAGUCGGACGAGUUCUUCUUCGACCGGCACCCGAGCACGUUCGCCUUCAUCCUCAACUAUUACCGCACCGGCAAGCUGCACUGUCCCGGCGAUGUGUGCGGCCCGCUCUUCGAGGAGGAGCUCGCCUUCUGGGGCAUCGACGAGACGGACGUGGAGGCGUGCUGCUGGAUGAACUACCGGCAGCACCGCGACGCCGAGGAGGCGCUCGACAGUUUCGAGACGCCCGAGCCGGACGCGCCGGAGGAUGAAGCUGCGGCGCUUGCCGGUGGCGGCGGAGGGGGCGGAGCCGACGGAGACCUCAAGCGACUCUGCCUGCACGAGGACGGCGGCAAGAAGAGCUGGUGGAGCGUGUGGCAGCCGCGCGUCUGGGCGCUCUUCGAGGACCCGUACUCAUCCAAAUACGCGCGGUACGUGGCGUUCGGCUCACUCUUCUUCAUCCUCAUCUCCAUCUCGACGUUCUGCUUGGAGACGCACGAGGCGUUCAACACCAUCUACAACCGUACAGAGAACGUGACGGUGGGCAACGUGACGCGCGAGGAAUUGAUGUUCGAGGUGGUGACGGACAGCUGGCUGACGUACGUGGAAGGCGUGUGCGUAAUAUGGUUCACCAUUGAGGUGUUCACGCGCGUCAUCUUCUGCCCCGACAAGGCCGAGUUCUUCAAGAGCUCGCUCAACAUCAUUGACUUUGUGGCCAUCCUGCCCUUCUACCUGGAGGUGGCGCUCAGCGGCCUCUCGGCCAAGGCUGCCAAGGACGUGCUGGGCUUUCUGCGCGUCGUCCGCUUCGUCCGGAUCUUGAGGAUCUUCAAGCUCACGCGCCAUUUCGUCGGGCUCCGUGUGCUGGGCCACACUCUGCGCGCCAGCACCAACGAGUUCCUUCUCCUAAUCAUCUUCCUGGCACUCGGGGUGCUCAUCUUCGCCACCAUGAUUUACUAUGCCGAGAGGAUCGGCGCUGACCCGGGUGACCCCACGGCCAGCGCCCACACCUCAUUCAAGAACAUCCCUAUCGGGUUCUGGUGGGCUGUGGUCACCAUGACUACGCUGGGCUACGGCGAUAUGUACCCUGAGACAUGGUCGGGCAUGUUGGUUGGCGCUCUGUGUGCCCUGGCUGGCGUGCUCACCAUCGCUAUGCCUGUGCCCGUCAUCGUCAACAACUUCGGCAUGUACUACUCGCUGGCCAUGGCCAAGCAGAAGCUGCCCAAGAAGAAGAAUAAACACAUCCCACGAGCCCCGCAGCCCGGCUCGCCCAAUUACUGCAAGCCCGAUGCUCUUGCCAUGGCCACUGCCUCGCCGCACAGGAUCAUGGGUAAUGUGCUGGGCGGCAGCAUAGCAGGGGACUGCCCCCUGGCACAGGAAGAGAUCAUCGAGAUCAACAGAGCAGACUCAAAGCAGAACGGGGACGCGGCUAACGCAGCCCUGGCUAACGAGGACUGCCCCACAAUAGACCAGGUGCUGGGGCCGGACGACAGGAGUCCGGCAACGGGGACUGGGCGCUACCCGCAUGACCGCGCCUGCUUCCUGCUCAGUGCUGGCGAGUUCCGCACCACCGACAGCAAUGUCAGGAAAGGUUGUGUCGUGUCAUGCGUUUCUGCUGGCUACGAAAAAUCCCGAAGCCUGAACAACAUUUCCGGGAUGACGGGCGCUCCUCUGCGUUUGACCCCCAUCACUCCCAUCAACAGUGCCCCCUACGAACCCUACGACUCUCCUGGACCUCUCCGCCGUUGCCGUUCCCCGAUCCCGUCCAUUUUGUAGCACAGACGCAGACAGGAAACAACAAAAACACGCACCAAAAUAGAGACUCCCCAAAUGCACCAUGAAGCGAUAGCAGCAUUAAUACUAGUGAUAAUGAUGAUAACUGUUCACAAUGUAGCACAGAAUGGGCUCGGGGGGUUAAAGGUCACGCUAUUCACUAUCUCAUGCCGUAGAGUGGGUGGGAGGGUGGGUGGGAAUUGGCUGUAAGAUCCCCUGGCUUUAAGUGUUGAAGAAAUUUCACUAACUAAACUAAGCUUAAAGCCGCAAUUACAAAGACAAAAGUACAGGCUUAUAUCAGCAAUAUUAAAACUAUAGAUAUAAAUCACUGGCUUCAUGAACAGAAAAUAAGGUUAUUUCUAUGCUAACCAUCAUUUAGUAAUUUAGUGAGCCGUCAGUUAACGGCUUUCCCCAUGCCUGAUUGCUGGAAUUAUAGAUCUUUUGCGCGGUACACGCAUACCGAGAGCCUUCCUGCAGGUUUCAGGCUUCAAAGUGAACUCAUCCGAUAGCAAAGCUUGGAAUGAUGCUGUCAUCGAACUUAGGCAACUCUAGUGCAUGCAAGUAUAACUAAAUAAAUCACCAAGUAAACGAAUAUUCGUAAGAUUUGCCUUGAAAUAUUCAAAGGAUAUACUCAUCUGGAUCUUCGGAGAGGUAUUUUUCACGACAGUGAAGCAGGCGACAUGGAUUCAUUUUUGGUUAAACACCACCCCGAAAUUUACACAACGAGGACAGGUUCAUCGUCUCAUCAGCACGUUGCGUCACAGACUCAGAAACGUUCGUUUUUAAUACAGUUAUUAUCAUUAUCAAUUCAAGGAUGUGCAAUACAGCCUGUCAGCGAGCGCCUGAGGAAAAAAGGAAGCGCACAUUUACAGUAAGAAGUACUCUAUUUUUGUAUAAGGCUUUGGGACACUGCAAUACGAACCGGGUGGGUGUCGAAACUUGGGUUUCUGGAUGGACAGGACGAGGACAUCAAGUCCAUGUAAAUUUGCUAUAUAGUGUCAGUACUAUUUAACCACGAAAGCGUGGCCAACUGGGUGGGGGGUGGGGGGUGGGGGGUGUGCGGAGUGGUGGUUGAGUAAAAGGAAAAGGAGUCGUCUAAUCCAGGGCCUGUGACCUUCUGCACUGCUUCAGGAGGCUCCCCGGUACUCCCCCUUUCUCAAUACUAGUGCAUGAAGGGAAUGUCAUACUCUACAAUCUCCUUCUUCCUACAUUACUUGAUCAUAAAUACGACAUAUCAAGACAAUAAGAAGUCGAGCUGGGGUGCUGAGGAACCGAAAUCUGAAGAAGAAAAAAAACCCUGAAACCCUCUUCAUCCUACUGUUCAUCAUCAUCAUCAUCAUCAUCAUCAUUCUCAUUAUUAUGACCAUCCACCUGAUUACUGUGAUUCCUAUAGUUUGAAUGCAGUAAGUUUUUUACGUUCCCCUUUUUUUAUUUCCCACUUGUUUCUUUCUUUCCUCCUUUUGUUCUUUCUUUUUUUUCUUCUGUUCCCUUUUUUUUUGCCUGCUCUAUCUCUCGGAUGCCGAUCUUCCCUUUCUGCCAAAAAAAAAAAAAAAAAAAGGAGGGAACGUUGACUGGAUGCUGGACUGACAAGCGGUCAGUAGGAGAAGAAAAAUAAAGACUUAAUGCUGAAAGUGACAAAGAGAGAGAGAGAGAGAGAUAUGUGUGUGUACCUGGAGAUAUUUUGAUGCCAGAUCUAAGCAUGUCUCUACACUGUUAAUGAAAUCUUCACUGCAAUGAUGGCUUAGAAAUUUAUUUUCACCCCUUUUUUUUUCCUCCUCUGUGUGAACGAAUGUAAAGGAACUGUCAGUAGCACUCACUUUAAUUGUGAUCCUGCAACAGAUGCUCAUCAUCCACUGUUCUAGUUAAACAGAGCUAUAUGAAUCUUAUUUUUGUAUUUCAAAACAUUUUAGGCAUUGCUGUUAUUUAAUAUGUAAUGCUUUGUAUAAUUUUACAUUCACCUGUGACUGAUGUGUGUGUGUGUGUGUGUGUGUGUGUCCCUCCUUUUAUUUCGUGGUGCCUGCCUUACUCAUCCCUCUUCCCUUUCCCCACACUCCACUCAAACACACACUCAGUGCUAGAACGAGUCAAAACGUGGAAGUAAUAGAGUAAUUAGAAAGCGUGACCAAAUCACUCACCAAAAUAAAUGUGUAUGAACAUAAGGUUUCAUGCACCGAAUAUUCCCUGCGCAUGCUUUAAACCAGAUCUGCAGAAAUACUGGGUCUUCCUUAUAUGCAAUGUUUUUACGCACAUGAUUAUGACACAGCUGCGCUUGAAGUGGCAGACUCAAAGAGAGCUGAGCAAUAAGAGAUGAAUCACUAUGCCACAGAGGUGGCUUAUAUUCGGUAGUUAUUUUUUAAUAACGUGUGGCCACGAGAUGAUAUACAAAAUGGACGACAUGAGACACCAUUUCAAGGCCACAAGCUAAGUAACAACUGGCUUCAAAUGAUUGGAUUGUAUAUAUAAAAAGCCAAGAUAUAAUAUUUCAAGACCACAAACUAAGCAUCUCAUGCAUCUCAAUUUAUUAUCUUGGUGUUGGGUUACUGCUCAGAAGGUCGUGAGUUCAAUCCCCAGCACCGCCAAGCUGCCACUGCUGGGCCCUUGAGCAAGGCCCUUAAUCGGCAACGGCUCGGAUGUAUAAACGAGAUGAAUGGAACUCGCUCUAGAUAAGUGCGCCUGCCAAAUGCCAUAAAUGUAAACUCCUGACCACAAAUUGUCUAACAUAAUUCUGCGAAUUAAAAUAUGGCUCCAGAACAUUAUCUGGCAGGAACGGCCACGUAAUGGAGACAUGGGGUGAUGCCAGUGACUUCAGUAUGCCUUUAUUCAUCAUUCUAGUACUGAAAUCAAGUGUAAUAAUAUCAAACAUCUCCAUGUUUAUGUUCCAGUGGGCACAGUGCUCAAAUUCAACUGAUUUCUCUGUCUCACCGUCUUACUUUAAAAUACAAUAGAUGCCACAAGCUAAAUAUUUCGUAACCACAAAAUAUCAAACACACUAAUACAAUACUUAAUAUGUUAUCUCGUGGCCAGAGUAUAUUAACAUUCAAUUUAUUAUACUGUGCAAUCGAUAUAUUAUCUCGUGUCUUUUGAUAUAGUGUCUUUGUGGCCUCAAUAUAUCACAUGAUCUCAGUAUACUUUGUCAUGGAUACAGUAUACUUUGUCUUGUGGCCUCGAUCUAUUAUCUUGUGGCCAAAAUAUAUUAUUUCAUUUCCUCUAAAGAUUAUCUCACGGCUUUGAUAUAUUUUCUUUAUCGCCUCCGCGUAUCUCAUGGUUUCAAUUGAUUAUUUAUAUUCAAUUUAUAUUCUCUUGUGGCCACAAUAUAUUAUCUUGAAGUCUCAAUUUAUCUCAUGUCUUUGCUAUUUUAUCUUGUGGCCACAAUAUAUUAUCUCAUGCCUACAGUAUAUUAUCUUGUGGCCUCAAUAUAUUUGUGGUUCUAAUGUGUUAUCUUGUGGCCUUAAUUUAUUAUCUCGGGGCCUGAAUGCAUAUGAUUUUGUGGCCUCAAUUUAUUUAUUUCAUAUGCUGGAUACAUUAUCUUGUGGUCUUAAUAUAUUAUUUUGUGGCCUCAAUAUACCGCGUCAUGGCCUCAAUUUAUUAUCUAUUUGUCUCAGUAUAUUAUCGUGUCGCCAUUUAUUUAUUAUAUCGUGGCCUCGAUAUACAGUAUAUGAUUUUGUGACCUCUGUAUAUUAUCUCAUGGUCUCAAUAUGCUAUCUAGCGGUCUCAAUUGGAUAUCUCAUAUACUCGGUAUAUUAUCUCAUGGUCUCAGUAUAUUCAUUUGUGUCUGCAGCUUAUUUCAAAAAAUAACCAACCAUUUCAUCUCAGUGGCUCCGAGUAGUACAGUUGCGCACAUAUAAACAAUUCAAGACGGAUUCGUGAUUGCAAAUUUUAUAAAAAUGUACACGAGAUAAGAGUCAGGGUGAGACGCAGAGUUAGCACUUGUCGCUUUAAUUACUUGCGUAAAAUACCGUUAAAUCAAUCUCGCUCAUUAGAAUAUCUAGGAAAAUAGGUAUAGAAACCAUGAGAUCAAGUCGAAUUGCGUGCAACAGGUCGAAUCUUGUACUUGGCAUUUUAUCGCCAUAACUUGUCCUUACAAGAAAGUCACACAAACUUCACCAAUUCCCCAUGUCAUUUUUUUUUUUCAUACGUACGUCGCAUGGUUUUAAUUUCCUCAUCAUUCACAUAAUAUCAAGUGUCUUUACUUGAAUGCAGUUUCAGGGCAUAACACGGUGAAAUGCACCCUCACGUGUUUUUCACGUUUUUUAAUUUUUUUUUCCACUCGUAUAAUCACAUGUGGAAAUCUAUGUGAUUUUUCUGUACAGGGUUUGUUUUGUUUUGUUUGUUGUUGCUUUAAGCAUACUUUUAAAAAGACAGAACGAUGAGGAAACACAGGCAUCGAUAGUUCAGCUGCUCACAUCUACAUCACAUCCCCUCCUUGUCUUCCCUGUAUCACUUCACCCCUUCUCUGCUGUGCGUGUGCUGCAUAAAGGGGGUGGUUCCUAGGGCCUACGUCAGGUCUCAAUGCUGUGUACAGUUUUAAAACGAUGACUUUGUACUCUAUGAAUGCAUGUUGUUGUUGUUGUUUUGUUUUGUUUUUUUCCCUUGCGAGCAAUAAGGAAUGUCUGUAUGAGUAUUAAGAAUGUUUUGAUAAGAAAACUGAUUUUAUCUGAAGCUUUAUGUAUGUGUAUAUUCAUAUGGGUGUGUACAUAUGGAUGUGUAAAUAUUCAUAUGCACAUACAUAUUUAUGACUUGCAUGAUGGAGGUGUUUGGAAUUUUUUGUUUUGUUUUGUUUUAAAAAAAAAAAAGAGAAAGAAAUCAAUCUUCUUGAAGGGGCGGGGCUUAAUUGUGCAUGCUAAGAUGCUAUCAGGUGGCAGAGACCAUAAUAACUGUAAAAUCGGGUUGUUGUUGGGGUUUUUUUUUUCUUUGUGGAAUAAUGUUGUAUUGGGGCAUGUCUGAACUCUGUAAUCUUUGAUUUGUCACUCUGUUAGCGCUCGGUAGCCUUGUGAUCAUUUCAUGAUGGAUUUUUUUAUUUUUUUUUCAUCUUUUCACAGAGAACUAUUCUGAAAGCCCACUGCUUAUCAGAUAUAUGCAAAAAGAAGCUGUAACUGUGAAGUAAUCUAGAACAGGAAACUCCAUUUCUCCCUUCACGUGCACGCUCCCGAAUGAACACCCAACCUCUCAAUCACCCCCCCCCUCCCUGUAACAAAGGCUCCUUCCUCACCAACCUCUCUAACCUUAUCCCCAUUUUUAUUUGUCUUUGGGCCCUUAUCUUCUUUUCAUCAUAUCUUCUUUUCAUGCACUAAGUCCUGUUCUUCCCCCCCCCCCCC